Molecule: messenger RNA, 1583 nt
Organism: Drosophila innubila
Lineage: Eukaryota; Metazoa; Arthropoda; Insecta; Diptera; Drosophilidae
Product: interaptin-like
Exons: 6
Coding region: 1-1524 (507 amino acids)
Source: RefSeq, a predicted model, not a curated record
AUGCAGAAUCCAAACAUUCAAGUUGAUAAAAAGAGGUUGAUGGAGAAGAUGUUCAAUCUGGACGUUGAGCUAAUUAUACUCGAAAAAGAUUUGCAAGACAAUCGUAAUCGAUUUAGAGAGUUUAAGUGGCAGCGGGAGAGAAACACCCAUAUGGCCAAACUGCAAAAGAAAUAUAAACAGCUUCAAGAGCAUAGCAGUCAGAUGGAAGCGGAUUUUGAGCUGGAAAAGCUCCAACUUCAACAGAAAUUUGAAAGACUCUUUCAGCAAAAAGAGACGGAAUUAUUAAGGGUUCAAAACGAGUUGCAGCAACAGAUUGCCGCCUGUGCUCAUCAUAUUCCUUCCCAUUCGGAGGAGCAAGCACAGCAUAUCAUUUCUAAAUUGGAGGCCCAGCUGUGGGAGAAAGAGAAGCAAAUGGUCGAUCUGCAAAUAAAGCAUACACAGCUUCAGGAGUAUAGCAGUCAGAUUGCAUCGGAUUUUGAGCAGGAAAAGCGGCAGCUUCAGCAGAAAUUUGAAGGAUACGUUCAGCAAAAUGAGGCGGAACUAUUAAAGGUUCAAAACGAGUUGCAGCAACAGAUUGCUGCCCGUGCUUCACAGCUAUCACACCAAAUCAUUUCUCAAUUGGAGGCCCAGCUGCGGGAGAAAGAGAAGCAAAUGCUUGAUCUGCAAAUGGAGCACACACAGCUUCAAGAGCAUAGCAGUCAGAUGGGAGCGGAUUUUGAGCAGAAAAAGCGGCAGCUUCAGCAGAAAUUUGAGGGUAUUGUACAGUUGAAAGAGAAGGAAAUAUCACACUUAAAAGCAGAGUUGCAGCAACAUACUUUUACAAAUGCUCAGCGGAUCGAGGAGGACAUACGCCGGGAGACUGAACUGCAGUCAACUCUAAUAAAGCUGGGGGAAAGUGAGAAGCGUUGUGAGGAGCUACAACAUCGCAAUAAUCAAUUGUCGAAUGAAGCAGUAAUCACAGUGCAACGAUUUGAAAGUGAACUGAAGGAGAAACAGUCAAAAAUAGAUGAGCUGAAUAUCCACAUUAAAUCAAUUGAAACUGCUAAGAAUAAUUUCCAAAUCCAGUCAGCUGAAAAGGCCGAGUUGGCACAACAGUUCGCAGCAAUCAAGGAACUGCAGAAGAAGGAUCUCGCUCGACUUCAGGACAUGCAAGGCGUCUUUACAGCCUCUUGCGCAUCCAUGCACGCCAUUACGAAGCAGCUUCAGUCCACGAUGACUCAUACUGACAAAGUAUUCAUGCAGCUUGUCGGCAGUGACUCGGUCCCAAGCAGAGAGCAGGGUGAAUAUCUGGAAAAAUCUGGAUUUGAGCUUGUGUACCGACCUUAUUCCGAAACACCGAGUGACUGUAGCUCUAAAAUUGUGGCAGACAUGACACCAAGAUCAGCAGCACUUGCUCCUGCGGUUUUCAGACGCCGCAAACUGACCAAGCGGCGUAGUCGCCAAAUGUCCAAUUGUCAGCUUAGCACGGAUAGCGACGAUAACAUCUUAUGGACAAAUGACAACAACUUCGAUGGCAAUUGGUAGUACACUUAAUACACUACAAAAUUGUAACGCUUUUUCAUUUUUAUUUUUUUAAAAGUUAA